Messenger RNA from Macrosiphum euphorbiae (potato aphid), 411 nucleotides. Lineage: Eukaryota; Metazoa; Arthropoda; Insecta; Hemiptera; Aphididae. The record is from the annotation of a GenBank genome assembly.
AUGUCACUGAUUUUCGAUCAAAAGUUCAAGCUUGAAAAAAGUGAAAAUUUUGACGAAUUCUGUAAAGCUCUGGGCGUCAUAGAGGUGAUGCGCACGUUGGGAAAAGUUAUGUCCCCGGUGGUGGAAUUGACCAAAAACCAGGACGGUAAAUACGUAUUGACGUGCAACACGAUGAUCAGAGAUACGUCGAUCGAGUUCAACCUUAACGAAGAAUUCGUUGAAGAAACAUUAGACGCCCAUAAAGUGAGGUCGAUCAUCACACAAGAAGGCAACAAGCUGGUGCACAUCCAAAAAGGUUCUAGCAACAGGAAAGAGACAACGAUAAUCAGAGAAUUCGAACCCGAUUUACUGACAAUGACAUUGACCGCCGAUGGAGUCACUUGCACAAGGAUUUACAAAGCAGUCAAAUAA